CCUGCCCCUUCCUGUCCCCAUCACCUCCCCCACCUCCUCUUCCCGCUUCACCUGUGUUAUAUAAAGGUCAGGACCAGUCAUUGGAGUCUCUUGUCACUCGAGGCACGACCCGCUCAAGACCCAAGCCAAGAUGAAAGUCCAGAACAUGACCUUCAAGGAGGGGCAGGAGUUCAAGAUCCGUAUCAAGCCCAAAGAUGACUGCAGCAGAUUCUCCAUCAAUAUUGGCCACGACUCGGAGAACAUCGCGCUGCACUUCAACCCUCGCUUUGACGACAGCGUCGUCGUCUGCAACUCCAUGUCUGGAGGCUGCUGGGGCGAAGAGCACCGCGACGGAAACUUCUGCUUCUCUCGUGGCGAGGAGAGCAAGUUCUACAUCAACUUCAACCACGAGGAGUUCUUCAUCAAGCUGCCCGACGGCUCCAUGAUGAGCUUCCCCAACCGACUGGGCGACGUCAAGUACCAAUACUUCCACGUGGGCGGCGACGCCAAGAUCGUCGGCAUCAAGAUCAAGUAGAGAUCGGCCUCAUCUGUCGAGCGACGGUCGCUUCAACGUUAGCAAACCUGUUCGUGACUCCUCAUCAUCCAUCCGGGCUCUCCUAGAAGCGCUUGGAAUGAUCUUUUUUCACCUUGGAGUGAUCUUGUCAUGACAAAAAAAAAAAAAAGAA
Hippocampus zosterae (dwarf seahorse) is the source of this 665-nucleotide messenger RNA. It is a transcript of the gene lgals2b, whose product is annotated as lectin, galactoside-binding, soluble, 2b. NCBI's taxonomy places the organism in Eukaryota, Metazoa, Chordata, Actinopteri, Syngnathiformes, Syngnathidae. The coding region runs from base 131 to 514 and encodes 127 amino acids. The transcript has 4 exons. Gene Ontology annotation, molecular function: galactoside binding; laminin binding; carbohydrate binding. The record is from RefSeq and is a predicted model, not a curated record.